This is a messenger RNA of Botrytis cinerea B05.10, 1193 nucleotides long. RefSeq lists its product as hypothetical. The record is from RefSeq and is a predicted model, not a curated record. Gene Ontology annotation, cellular component: nucleus. Lineage: Eukaryota; Fungi; Ascomycota; Leotiomycetes; Helotiales; Sclerotiniaceae. Gene Ontology annotation, molecular function: ubiquitin conjugating enzyme activity. Bases 437 to 889 code for a protein of 150 amino acids. The transcript has 4 exons. Gene Ontology annotation, biological process: protein K63-linked ubiquitination; DNA damage tolerance.
GCCGUUCAAGCCUUUCUGUCAGCCUUGUGCAUGGGCUGUGCUGUUGUAAGAGAUUGAGAGGCACAUCCAGAUAGCAUCAAAUCUUUGAAAGAGUCUCUUAUUUCUCUCCUUCUCUAUCGUCUUAAACCCAGCAAACCAAUAUCACGGUGGCUGUUUUACUGCAAAGCAUUCGCACAGCCAUCAACAGUCCGUUCAACUUUUCCCCCGCCCACAUCUUUCGUUUCUGAGACGUCCAGAACGAUUUCCCUUGAUAAAGUACCCCACUACCCGAUCUGAACGAUACGGUACCUCUCAGGUUAUCUUAUCAACAUCACGAGCACGAAAAAAACCCCCCUACCUUUAUUGGCGUAUGUUGAGCCUUGAACUCGAUAACUGCCAAAAGAGUAAUUCAUCCAAGCACGAGUUCGACAGAUAGUCAAGACAGAAACCUCUCAACAUGGCGGCAUUACCAAAACGGAUCAUCAAGGAGACGGAGAGAUUGAUGCAAGAGCCUGUUCCGGGCAUCAGCGCAGUUCCCCAUGAGGACAAUUUAAGAUAUUUUGACGUCUCGAUACACGGUCCAUCCUCUUCUCCAUAUGAAGGCGGUAUCUUUAAGCUAGAGUUGUUUUUACCAGAUGACUAUCCGAUGACUCCUCCAAAGAUUAGAUUCCUUACAAAGAUCUAUCACCCAAAUAUUGAUAAGCUCGGCAGAAUUUGUUUGGACGUUCUCAAAGGUAACUGGUCUCCUGCACUCCAGAUUCGAACAAUUCUCCUCUCGAUCCAAGCUCUUCUCGGGGCCCCCAACCCGGACGAUCCAUUAGCUCCAGAAGUCGCAAAGAGAUGGAAGGAGGACGAGCCGGCCGCAAUUGAGACUGCUAGAGAAUGGACAAAAACUCAUGCUAUGGCUUAGAUCUGAUCUAUUCCCCUAGUAGUAGAUGUUCAUACACGAAUUAUGGUUAAAUGAAACGAUGCGAGAGGUCUUCAGUAUGGAAAGGCACUAUUGCUGUGCAAGAUGGCGUGGAUACAGCGCUGAAACAAUUAAGCGGAUUUUGGUAGAGACGAAUAUCUCGAGGCAUUGCGCAAGGUCUUUUUGUGAUUCUAUUAGCAUAGCUGAGCCCAAUUCCAACCAACGAAGUUUUGCUUUUUUUCAAUGCCAAGAGCCUCUAUCGUUCAUUCUUUUCUAGGGCUCAAUAUUGGAUCUGAUAUUCGAGAUA